This is a messenger RNA of Brassica napus (rape), 1099 nucleotides long. RefSeq names its product methyl jasmonate esterase 1-like. Lineage: Eukaryota; Viridiplantae; Streptophyta; Magnoliopsida; Brassicales; Brassicaceae. Bases 70 to 936 code for a protein of 288 amino acids. Gene Ontology annotation, molecular function: methyl jasmonate esterase activity; methyl salicylate esterase activity; methyl indole-3-acetate esterase activity. Gene Ontology annotation, biological process: salicylic acid metabolic process; jasmonic acid metabolic process. The record is from RefSeq and is a predicted model, not a curated record. The transcript is spliced from 3 exons.
AGUUCUACUAUAUAACUGUUUUGUAAAGGCAAUAUAUGUUCAUCACAACCUCCCAAUAACUUGAAAAUAAUGGAGAGCCAAACCAACAAAUACUUAGCCCUGAUUCUUGUUACAUUCUUGAUCAGUCUAUACCACCAUCCUAUCUCCGCCACACCACAACAAGGCCAUGCCCAUUUCGUGCUGGUUCAUGGGGCCGGUCACGGCGCUUGGUGUUGGUAUAAACUCAUACCAAUAUUGAAAUCUCAAGGACACAACGUAACUGCAGUCGACUUAGCUGCAUCCGGGAUCGAUCUAAGUCGGGCUGAAACUCUCAUGUCGAUCAACGAGUAUAUUGAGCCACUGAUGGACCUAAUGAAUAGUCUAAACGUGGAUGAGAAGGUGAUUCUGGUGGCACAUGGUUUUGGUGGGCUUGCUAUUUCCAAGGCCAUGGAGUUAUUCCAUGAUAAGGUUCAUAUGGCUAUUUUCGUUACUGCCCUAAUGCCUGGCCCAACCUUCAAUUUCACGUUUCUUUCUAAAGGGUUGGUGAGGUGGCAAGCUCCAUUACUAGACAUGAAGUUUAUAUUUGGAGAUGGUCCUAAUAACCCCCCUACUCUUUCCAUUGGAGGUCCACUUUUCCUUUCUUUAAAUAUGUAUGACCUUAGUCCGAGAGAGGACGUUGAAUUGGCGGGUGCAUUGGUUCGGCCACUGCGCUUAUUCAGAAACGAAGAUAUAGACACAAGUCUUGUGCUCACGCCCGAGAGAUACGGAUCGGUAAAUCGGAUCUUUGUAGUGUCCGAGAAAGGCAAAACAUUGAUGAAAGAGUUCCAACUCUGGAUGAUCAAGAACAAUCUUCCUAAUCAUGUGGAGUAUAUCCAGGAUUCUGAUCAUAUGGUCAUGAUUUCCAGGCCGUUGGAUCUCGGUGACCGUCUUUUAUAUUUGGCUAAGAAGUUCGCUUGAAAAUAUUUGACAUUUGAUUCAACAUUUUGUUGCGAGUUCUUAUGGUUAUCACUUCUACUAUUCUUGUGUUGCAAAAGCCUUGUGUGAAUAUUUAUAUUUUGUAUGUGAUCAUCACUCUGUAUUUGGUUUGACUUUUUUUUGUGCACGUGGUUUGACUUUUCAA